AUGGCGGCGUGCAGGUCGGUGGAGUGUGUACGUGUCCUGCUGAGCCAGCCAAGCCGACACGUGGGUUCGACUCACUUUGAGUCCCUGUUGUCGAGCUGCCUUGAGCAGGGUUUGAACCCCGCUGAACGCAUCGGCAGCGGACCCAAAGUGUUGAGGGGUUUGGUCCACGUUACUGGGGAUCUGUGGAAUGUCACUGUUGCCAAUAAGGAGGAUCUGGACACUGAGAGUAGCGACAAUGGGACAAGUAGUGGAGAUGAAGAUGACAUCGCAGUUGCGAUGAAUGAUAGUGGUAAUAAGGACGACGAGGAUAUGAAUAAUGAUGAUCAUGACAAUGAGCAGGGAGAUAAUGACAGAAAGGAUGACAGUGAUGAUGACACGGAUGAUAGUAAUGAGGCUGAGGAUGAUUAUGAAAUGGUAAAUGGGGAUACGGAUGGUGGACAGGAGAGUAGCAAUGAUGUAGUGGGUAAUGAUGAUAAAAAUGAGGUGAAUGAGGCAGAGGACGGGAAUGAUAAAGAUGCUAUGGAUAAUGGUAAGGACGGGCAGGAGGGUGGUAGGAAUGAAGGGGGUAAAGAGGAGGAAAAUGAUGUGGACAAAAAUGCAGAUAAUGGUACUUCAUCAGUUUCUAGCCAGGUCAAACAGGAGGAAGCAUCGUUGAGUUUCACUGAACCGUUGGUUCCGUACGGCUCGACCGGUCAGUCUCCCGAGCAAGACUCUUCACAAGACGUGUGGAGUCAAUCAUUUACCUUUUCCUAG
Molecule: messenger RNA, 753 nt
Organism: Liolophura sinensis
Lineage: Eukaryota; Metazoa; Mollusca; Polyplacophora; Chitonida; Chitonidae
Product: prostatic spermine-binding protein-like
Exons: 3
Coding region: 1-753 (250 amino acids)
Source: RefSeq, a predicted model, not a curated record